AUGUCUCUCACUCCAGAGGAGAUUGCCUACUACGAAGCAAACGCCAGCGAUGACCUGCGGCCAAAUCAGAUCGCGGCCUGUACGUGCGGCAUUGCCUUUGCCGUCAGCGCAGUUGUUGCUCGCAUGAUUUCGAGGCGUCGGUCGAGAGUCAAGCUUGGCUGGGAUGACUAUACAAUUUGCGUGGCGCUGAUGGGGCAGCUCACAUACGCCUGCCUGAUGGCGCUGAAUGUUGCCAACGGCGAGGGCCUGCACAUCAUCUUUCUCAAGGACAUGAGACUAUUUGCUCAGGUCUACGUCGGCGCCAUCAUCUGCUACUCCAUCACCAUCAUGCUGACGAAAAUAUCGAUUCUUAUAUUCUACCACCGCAUCUUCCCAGUCAAGUGGCUCACCGCCGUCUCCUAUGCCAUGGGCGUGCUGGUAAUAUCAUACAACCUUGCGCUGAUAUUCGUGGCGGCAUUCCAGUGCAUCCCUCUGUCGAGUCUUUGGACUGGGAAGCCAGCCCAGUGCAUCAACGUUUCACCUCCUUUUCUGACUCUGGCAAUCGUGAAUGUAGUCACCGACUUUGCCAUCUUAGCCUUACCAAUCCAGCCAGUCCUCGGACUGAAGAUGCGAACCGGCCGCAAGAUCCAGGUUCUCAGUAUCUUCCUGCUGGGAGGGAUCGUAUGCAUAUUCGGCGUCAUCCGAUGCGUCGCCUUGUCGACAAUGAAAAACACAGAUCUCAGCUACAACGCAGUCUACUCCGGAAUCUGGUCGUACACCGAAAUAUCCGUCGGGAUCGUCGCCGCGUGCAUGCCGACGCUGCGCCCGCUGUUCAAGAGCAGGAACAGAGAGUCGAAACAUGCCGGCGACAGUGCAUACAGCUCGAACGCGUAUUUUGCACGCUGGAAAUCCAGUCUGGGUCGGUCUUCGGCGUCGAAAGGGACGGAUGAGGGUGAUAUUCCUCUUACUGGAACGGGACGGUCACUCUACACGGUCUAA
Aspergillus versicolor CBS 583.65 is the source of this 978-nucleotide messenger RNA. RefSeq lists its product as uncharacterized. NCBI's taxonomy places the organism in Eukaryota, Fungi, Ascomycota, Eurotiomycetes, Eurotiales, Aspergillaceae. The record is from RefSeq and is a predicted model, not a curated record. The transcript has 6 exons. Bases 1 to 978 code for a protein of 325 amino acids.